UGAGGAGCUCUCUGACCCCGAACAGGGUGAGGAGAAAAAGGGAAAGGUGGAGUGGGAGAGCUCCCAGGGGGAGGAAGAACCCAGAACCUUCCCCUCCAACUCCCCCAAUCAAGUCUCCUUUUUAAGUCCUGUUUUAACCUCCUCUCCCUUCCAAACCCCCUUACCCCGGAGGGAGAGAGAGAAAGUCCCUGAAGACUAACCCCCUUUUAACUUUUCAAUGGCUUUUCUUCUAGCACUGUUUUUACUCACCCCUUUUAUGGCUUUUAAAAUCACCACUAUAAACGUGAGGAGCGUAAAGACAGCAACAAGAGCACAGUCGGUUUUAUCCUUUUUAGAAAGGUUUAACUCUGAUGUGUUUUUACUACAGGAGUGUGGUCUACCCUUUUUAUCCUCUUACAGGAAAUGGGAGGACAAGUGGCGGCACGGGCCCUCCAUUUGGAGUGGUUCCAAUUUUAACAAGAACGACGGUGUUGCCAUUUUAAUCAAGACCCCACAGGUGGUGGUGAAGGGGAGCACGGUGGUGGAUCGGGAACCAGUGUGUCCAGUGCGCGGGCUCGCUAUAGGUGAGCCCACAACGGUUUGGCGCAACGUGGCCCAUCCUGCUCUCCUGAAUCGGCAUCGGGACCUGUCCUGGAUGGUCGCCCACGAGAUCCUCCCGGUCAGGGCCGUUAUGCACUCACGGGGCAUGGCGAGGACAUCCGCGUGCCCCCGACCAGGCUGCGGCCAAGAAGAGUCGGUGAGGCACAUGCUCUGGGAGUGCAGAGCCGCCAGGGACCUGUGGAAGGAAGCAGGCCCCCUGAUCACCUCGUGUCUGCCAGCAGGGGAGGACCUAACACCUCAGCUCGUGCUGUAUGGGGUGGGCCGAAGGUCCAUUCCAUCAAAGGCCUUCACCAAGCUCUGGCCCACCCUCACGUGCCUGAAGGAAGCACUGUGGUCCUCCCGUAGCCUGCUGGUAGCGAAAAACGUAGAGACCACCCCCCAGGCAGUGGCCAUGGUAGCCACGGAAGCCCUGGGGUGGUACGGAAGGAAGGGGGCCUCGACCCCAGGCGAAGGGUCCCCCACAACACCCUAGGUCCCGGCGGCCACGGCCUGACAGCGCUGCGGCGCCUAGGGCGAUGCGCCUAGGGGAGGGAUCUCCUCUGGGCCCCGAAGGACGGGACGAUGAUCUAUUCAGAAGAGCAGGAUGAGGUGAGCUUGAUAAAGACUCACCCCCCUCCUGUACAAGGGACUGAAGACAGCCUUUUAACAAAGU
Oncorhynchus mykiss (rainbow trout) is the source of this 1252-nucleotide messenger RNA. The record is from RefSeq and is a predicted model, not a curated record. NCBI's taxonomy places the organism in Eukaryota, Metazoa, Chordata, Actinopteri, Salmoniformes, Salmonidae.